This is a messenger RNA of Drosophila novamexicana, 2394 nucleotides long. RefSeq names its product serine protease 7. Gene Ontology annotation, molecular function: serine-type endopeptidase activity. The transcript is spliced from 4 exons. Gene Ontology annotation, biological process: proteolysis. NCBI's taxonomy places the organism in Eukaryota, Metazoa, Arthropoda, Insecta, Diptera, Drosophilidae. Bases 1 to 1737 code for a protein of 578 amino acids. The record is from RefSeq and is a predicted model, not a curated record.
AUGAAGUUCCUAGUGCUCCUGUUCUUAGUGGUGGCCAUGGCCGGCCAACAAGUGUCCGCCGCCGGCUCCGUUGUCUCAGCUAUUGACAAUGAUGCCAAUAGCAUUGCCCAGGCCGCUGCCAGUGCGGGUGAGAGUAUUCUCUCGGACGGUGCCACCUUUGGCAAGGACGUGGCCAGUGUGGGUGAGGGCAUUUUCUCGGACGGUGCCACCUUUGGCAAGAACGUGGCCAAAUCCGCGUCCAAAUUGGGCAAGGGCAUUCUCUCGGACGGUGCUACCUUUGGCAAGGACGUGGCCGGCGCUGCUGUCAAGGCUGCCGAUUCUUCUGCCGCUCAGAGUAUUCUCUCGGACGGUGCCACCUUUGGAAAAAAUGUGGCCAGUGCAGCUGUCCAAGCCGCCGAUAAUAUUGCCAACUUGUAUCUAGUGCGUAAACUAUUUAAUGAAAAAAUGAAUUUUAUUUUCUUAUUGCUGUGCAUUUUGGCUGUGGAAUAUACAAACGCGCGUUAUGCGCGUUGCAUUAAUCCCAACCAGCGUGCCGGCCUGUGUGUGCAGAUAAAUGAGUGCCAGACAUUGUAUUCGGUGCUGCAGCAAGCGAACCUGUCGCCGACAGAGAAGCAGUUCAUCAAGGCCUCCAGUUGUGGUGUGGGCCAAGACAAUCGUCCUUUUGUCUGCUGCACCCGGGACACGGGCUAUACGCGCAGUCGUCGUGUGACUCCCAACUUUGGGGAUUAUGCGGACUUCAGUGACCUCAGCGAGGGCUACGAUUUUGACUGGAAUCGUGCACCCAAUACGCCGAGCACUGUGCUCUUUCCCAGCGCAGAUCGCCGACCCUGGAGCUUUGGCUUUGAUGAGCAGACAGCAGACAGCAGCCGGCUGCAGGGUCAGGGCCAGCCCCAACAGGUAGACGGUGCCAGCCCGCUGCCACAGCCGCCCACCUGCGGCGGCGUGACCAUAGACAAUAAAAUAUAUGGCGGCGAGGAUGCUGACCUAAACGAAUUCCCCUGGAUGGUGCUGCUGGAGUACAGACGCCUGGCCGGCACCGGACUCUCGACUAGUUGUGCAGGCACGCUUAUCAACCAGCGCUAUGUUCUAACAGCUGCCCAUUGCCUGGUCGGGCGCAUUGUGCGCGAAAUUGGACCACUUGCCUCCGCGCGUUUGGGCGAACACGAUACGCGCAGUGCAGUGGACUGUCCCGCCGGCGGCGGGGGACCCUGUGCGCAGGCAGCGCAGCGCUUGGGCAUUGAGGAGAUGCGCGUACACGAGCUCUACAAGGAGAAGACGCCCAAUCAGGCACAUGACAUAGGCCUGGUCCGUCUGGAGCGCAAUGUGCGCUACUCGAACAGUAUUCAGCCCGUCUGUCUGCCCUCGGUGGUGGCGCCAGAAGCAAAACGUGCUGGACAACAGUAUACGGUGGUCGGCUUUGGCCGUACACUGCAGACCGCGCGCAGUCCCGUCAAACAGAAGCUAUCGGUGGGCUUCGUGGAGCCGGCGCAGUGCAAGCGCAAGUUCGCCGAGCGCAAGAUCAGCAUAAUGCCGACUCAGAUGUGUGCGGGCGGCAAAUAUGCGCAGGAUAGCUGCGACGGUGACUCCGGCGGACCGCUGAUGCGUUUCCGCGACAAUGCCUGGGUGCUGGAGGGGAUUGUGUCCUUUGGCUACAAGUGCGGCCUCAAGGACUGGCCUGGUGUUUACACAAGCGUCGCCGCCUACGACAUUUGGAUAAAGCAGAAUGUGAGAGCCUAAGCGCAGCUCUUUAGCCUAGCUUUAAACUGAAGCUCGAAUUGUGAUCUUGCCUACAUACUCGUUUAUAUGAAUAUCAAUAACAUAUUAAUUUAACAACUAGACAUAGGUGUUAGCCAAUAAAUAUAUAAAUAAUAUAUGUAUUUUAGAGACAAUGCACACAAAGUGAAUGAACUGCCUUUUGAAAAACCUUUGGAUUUUCCAAAACAAUCGCCAGCCAUUGACAUUGCCACCGCGCUUUAAUUGGCCACCGCAUAAACAUAAGCCACAAGAAAACUUCCGGUAACAACUGGCCACGACAACAGCAGCCGCUGCCUGUCCCACCUGGUCUGUAGGUCUGUUGUUCUUGGACUUUGGCCAAAGCUUUGCGGUUGCGUCUCGUUUCCAUGCUAAAUAUUGCCUAUGAAUAUGUCGCUUGGUAGUUAAAUCAUGACAGUUGUCACUUUAUUUCAUCACACACAUAUUGCAAUUCUUUCCAUUGUUGUAAUACGAGUAAUCUUAUCCUAUCUGUAGUCUGUAAUUCAAGCAAGACAACUCCUGUUAACUUAGAUUUCACAGCUUGACAGUUUACUCCAGGCGAGGAUGCCGCAUUCCAAUCUCAGGCUAGUUAUUAUUGGAGCGAUUUCUCAAAAGGGAGUCUUAGGAGUAGUCUAGGGCAAU